Messenger RNA from Fusarium tjaetaba, 1095 nucleotides. RefSeq names its product zinc-type alcohol dehydrogenase. The record is from RefSeq and is a predicted model, not a curated record. The transcript has 2 exons. The coding region runs from base 1 to 1095 and encodes 364 amino acids. NCBI's taxonomy places the organism in Eukaryota, Fungi, Ascomycota, Sordariomycetes, Hypocreales, Nectriaceae. Gene Ontology annotation, molecular function: oxidoreductase activity.
AUGCCUCGAGUUCUCACCCUACAGCAGAUCGAAGGCGCAAAGCCUGGAAAGGUCUAUUAUCCACUUCAAGUAAAGCAAGUUCCAAAGCCAACUCCAGGCCCCAAUGAGGUCCUUGUGAACCUCUCUGCGGCGGCACUUAACCACCGUGAUCUCUUCAUGCGCCGUCAUCUUUACCCAGCCAUUUCCUUCACCAACCCAAUUCUAGCAGAUGGCUACGGCACUGUGGUCGCUCUAGGAAGCAAUGUCACUCGUAAGAACCUCCUCAACAAGCCAGUCAUCCUCACUCCCAUGCGCGGUUGGGAAUCAGACCCUGCUGCACCAGAAGAUAGCCGCAAGUUUGCAGUCACAGGUGGUUCUAAACUCACCGAGGUCGGUACUGCUCAGGACUAUAUUGUAGUGUCAGAGGAGGAAGUUGAGCCUGCGCCUGAACACCUUACACCCGCUGAGGGAGCAGCUCUGCCUCUUGUUGGUGUCACAGGCUGGCGUGCGCUUGUGACAAAGAGCAACGCUGCUUUCCCUGGCUCAAACAUUCUUAUCACAGGCAUUGGCGGCGGUGUUGCGCUCCAGGUCCUCCAGUUCGGCGUAGCAAUGGGCUGCAACGUAUUCGUUACAUCCGGCGAUCAAGCCAAGAUUUCAAAGGCCAAAGAGAUGGGCGCAAAAGGUGGAGUUAUCUACAAGAACGAGUCCUGGGACAAGGAGCUUCGAGCACAGCUACCAGCCAACAGACCGUAUCUCGAUGCUGUAAUCGACGGUGCAGGCGGUGAGAUCGUGGCCAAGACUGUGCGACUACUCAAGGCUGGCGGUGUAAUUGUGCAGUACGGCAUGACAGUGUCUCCCAAGAUGGACUGGCUGAUGGCCGCGAAUCUGCAGAAUAUCGAGCUCAAGGGUUCAACGAUGGGUUCCCGCAAGGAGUUCCAGGAUAUGGUUGCCUUUGUGAAUGAGAAGAAGAUUCGACCUGUCAUCAGCAGAACGAUCAAGGGGCUGGAUAACCUUCCAGGAAUCGAUGACCUGUUUAAAGACAUGGAUCAGGGGAAGCAGUUUGGUAAGCUGGUAAUCGAGUGGGAUUCAGGAAGCGAUUCGCCCUCCAAACUCUAG